AGUCCUUGUGUAAGUGUCGCAACAGGACUGUGAAUGCCUGCGCUUAUAGCUGGCGUACCCGCGCUAACACACACACACACACACACACACACACACAAGCGCGCGUUAAACAGGAUCUUUACGAGCAGCAUGCAUUAACUCAGUGUACCAUGUAACUGUGGAUUAGGAGCUGAAGGUACAUGACACAGCAGCUUGGUGGCUCACGGCUUCAGUGAGUGUUUCCUGGCUUGAAUGCGACUCGAUUGCAGCUGGAGCAUGUCCAUUGCAGGCUUGACUGUCCAGGAGAUUUGUUUACCCCCGCAAAGCCUCUUCCUGCAUAGCAGUCAAUGCCAUAGCAUGUCCAGAGCCAAGCCCUCCUGGAAAUGCGACAAUAAUCUUGACAACUUCUACUUCAGUGUUGAGUCCUCUGUAAAUUGCAAUGUCCAAUCAAGGCAACAGGUGCCAUCUUACUUAACAGGAGACAAACACAGAGUCCAUUCCUAUACGCUGCUGAGUCCCGGUGCCCAACCGUUGACUACCAAAAAGUCCCGACCCACUCACCUUUGCAUCCCCUCUCCAUUUGUUUCACACACCCCCAGCCCCAAUGAAGAUGACCAGGUGGUCCCUGGCUUGCAACGUCUCUCUGUAUCUGACCGUAUCUCCCCUCCUCAGACGCCUAGCCGAGCAGCAAAGCCUCUUCCCCCAAUCCCUCGCUCUGUGGACUUAUCUCCUGACCAGACUGUGGACAAUGAGGUUGAGUUCUUUAAUGGAGACGACAGUCGUUGUUUGGUGUCCGAAACGUGUCCAAAACCUUCCCACUUCCGGUAUGGUAUGCAAAGUCGACGAAGCUUUAGAGAGUGCGGACAAAUCAAUUAUGCCUAUUUUGAAGGGCCAGUACCCCAACAGAAAAAGCAACAACAAAAACAACAACAACAACAGCAGCAGCCAAAGAAAAAGCACGAACACGAGUCCCAGGAAAGCCUUCUUCCACAGCAAAGGGAACCGGAUCAACACGAACACUCUCAGCAUCAGCAUAAAGCAACGUGUAUGCGUCAGCGCAAGCUCCGGCGUUCCCAUUCAGGCCCUGCAGGCUCCUACAGCAAACCCUCCACCCUUCGCCCGUCUUGCCAUCACCGGAACACGCAAGACCUGGACAAACCCGAAGUCCCUCCUAGGGUACCCAUUCCCCCACGGCCUAUCAAAACCGGUGAUUACCGUCGCUGGUCAGCAGAGGUCACUGCUGGGACAUGUAGCGAUGAUGACCGACCUCCCAAAGUACCCCCUAGAGAACCUCUGUCCAGCGGCACAAGCCCUAAGAGCCUUCCUAUUUACCACAACGGGGUCAUGCCUCCAACCCAGAGCUUUGCCCCAGACCCCAAAUACGUGAGUCGAGGACUGCGGAGGCAGAACAGCGAAGGAUCCCCGUGCAUUUUACCCAUCAUGGAAAACGGCAGGAAGGCCAGCACUACGCACUACUUCCUGCUCCCGCAGCGGCCCACGUAUCUGGACAAGCACGAGAAAUACUUUGUGGACAGUGCUGUGAAUCGAAAGACUGAGGCAUCAGGCUCCAGUUUGGACUGGUCAUGUGACAGCAAGAAGAAAACACACUCGGAGCUUGUAUAAGGUGAAGGAAAUAUAGGUUAUAGGACAUGGACAAUGCCUCAUUUUGUGAGCACCAAGAUGACUCUGCUUCUGUUCCUGAGCAGUUGUUAUAAUUGUUAUAGUUAUACCCUGAAAACUAGGGUAAGUUCCAUACAACCUGCAGUUACAGACGUUUUUUGUCGCAUUGUUGCUGUUCACCAAAACUGAGGCAAAAUGGCGGUGCUGCUCCGAAGGCACCGGUCACUCAAUAACAUCCCAGAACGAUUAUUCUUUAUACAUUUAUUAGCUCAUUGUUCAUUGUUUAAAGUGUUUAAAAUGCAGAUUAUGGUGCAGUCGAUGGGUAUGAGCUGGUCUGGUACCUCAUUUUAUUCAGUGUUUAUUUUCUUUCUUUUUUUUUCUUUAACAGACUAUGUUGCUAGUAGUCAGGUAUUGUUUUUGUAGAUUGCUGCUUCUGUGGCCAGCGGCGAGCCUCAGAGCCUCGCAGGUCAAACUCUGGAGGGAUGCUGAGUCAGUAGAGGAUCUGUUCAGUUUGUGUUGAACAUUUGAAAUAUGAAGUAAGCCAAGGCCAAGUUAUUUUUGUGGCUGGAUUGAAGGAUAUUCCAUAUGAAACCUGACUGUUCCAUUGUGAAUAAAUAGGCAUGAAGUUGGAAAUGUAUGCUGUUUAGACUCCUGGAUCAUUAGUGCUCUUAGAUCUUGUAUGGAAACUGUGUAUGUAUAUGUGUAUGUAUGUGUAUGUAUGUGUGUGUGUGUGUGUGUGUGUGUGUGUGUGUGUGUGUGUGUGUGUGUGUGAGAAAGAAAAAAUGCAUACAAAUGGCCCAUUUUUGAGGCAUACCUUUGAUUGUAAAAACUGCAAUGUGCAUGUUACAUAGGAACCGCUUAAAUGUAGCAUUUGUGUUCAUCGUCAUGCAUGGACGAUAUUUGUGAUUUUUUAUUCAGUGCUUCAAAUUCAGGAAAUGCACCCACAAUAUAUAUUUUUUUGGUCUGAAAACAGGCAUAACACAAGCUAAACGGCGCUGAUUAAAUGCAGUCGCUGUAAGUAUUCUUCAUAGAGUAUGCAAACACUAUUAGAGCUGAUGGUCCCUUAUAAACCUGGUUUUUUGGUUGAUGACGUACAAACCUGGCCUGUGUACGCAGGAGCUCCUCUUUAGCAUUCCUGUUUUAAAUACUACCUCUGGUUUUAAUUUUUGGGGCAAUCAAAAUAAAUGUUUUGAUGUGUUGCUCAUUACAAAAUGAAUCAAAUAAAAAAGAAGCCAAAAUACAAAAACCUGCAAUCCUUUUGAAAUCGGCCUCUCGAAUUUCCACGAAACGAGUUGAGAUUCUGUUGAAAGGCCCAACCCCUGCAUAUUUGCGUGUCGCAAAAAAAAAAACAUAUACACGAAUAAAUUCCUGUUUUUUAAACUUGCUUUCUAGCCAUCGUCUUUGAAAAUCUGUGAACAAGCUGUAAGAGUUGUGAAUAGCCCAAUCCUACCUCCCAUAAUGGGAAAUAAAAAAUCAUUCUCUUUAUUAAUAUCUCAUUAUCUCACAUCGAUAACGCAUUACUGUACUCAUUAGUUCGAGCGAAUCGCUUUACUGUUCAUCUGAAGCCGUUUCCUCAAGAAUACCAUUAGCUUCAAAUUUUUGAUUACACAGUCAUGACCACUCACAAAGACACUCAUCUGUUGUGAAAGAAAACUUGUCCAAAAGCUGUAUUUAAACCCGUAUACGCUCAGCUCCGUACACGUCUAAUACAAUCGGCCCCGACUCGAAACAAAACAGACUUUCCUGUUCCUUGUACAUGCAUACCUAUCAGACAUGAUUUCUGUGGGUGUGGCGUGAGCCUCGGAGACUUUGGCUGCUGGCAGCGGGUAAAUGAGAUGUUUUAUUGUUAUAUAUUGUUAUAUAAUGGUUAUACACCAUUGUGAUUACUCAGUAAAUGUAGCAGGUGCAUCAUAGUUACCUUGAAAAUAAUGAUUUAAAAAAAAAAACAACAAAAAAAGUGAGCUAAGAGGUCAAUCAUCUACGCAGAAAUCGGGAACAUUAUGUAACUGAUGCCACUUUUUUAUAUCGUUUUUUUUUUGUAUUGUCCGUCGUUUAUUUUUUUUUAUUUUUUUCUUAUUGGUCGUUGUUGUUGAUGCUCUUUUUUUUUUUUUACAAAAUUCAUUUAUCACAAAAAAUGUUUACAUUGUACUAUUUAAUCUUUGACUUGUUUCCUGUGUCUUAUCCGAAAGAAAUGAAGGCGAGAUCAAGAAGAAAUGAUUGAUGUUUCUCUACUGUCGUGUGGAACGAGCGAAAAAAUGCACUGAGAGAGAGCAGUAUAUUGUAAUGUCUCGAAGUAUUUAACACAGUCCUCUUAGCUACACUGAAUAGUGCUGUGUGCAGUAUAGAUCCUGAAGGGAAAAAAAAAAAAGAAGAAAAUAAACACUUAUUUAUGAA
Molecule: messenger RNA, 3993 nt
Organism: Silurus meridionalis
Lineage: Eukaryota; Metazoa; Chordata; Actinopteri; Siluriformes; Siluridae
Gene: errfi1a
Product: ERBB receptor feedback inhibitor 1a
Exons: 4
Coding region: 232-1602 (456 amino acids)
Biological process (GO): negative regulation of epidermal growth factor receptor signaling pathway; regulation of keratinocyte differentiation
Cellular component (GO): extrinsic component of cytoplasmic side of plasma membrane
Source: RefSeq, a predicted model, not a curated record